CCCCGCGCGGCGCCGUGGGGGAGGCCCCGGGGGCGCCGAUGGGGCCGCGCCGGGCAGGGGCUUGGGGGCGUGUCGGGUGUCCCCGCGUUAACCGUGCCCGUGUUCGCAGGCCGCAGCCAUGGCGCCCAGCCGCAAUGGGAUGAUCCUGAAGCCCCACUUCCACAAGGACUGGCAGCGCCGAGUCGCCACCUGGUUCAACCAGCCCGCCCGCAAGCUCCGCAGGAGGAAGGCUCGCCAGGCCAAGGCUCGCCGCAUCGCCCCCCGCCCCGUGGCUGGGCCCAUCCGGCCCAUCGUGAGGUGCCCUACAAUCAGAUACCACAAAAAAGUCCGUGCUGGCAGAGGCUUCAGCCUGGAAGAGCUUAAACUCGCUGGCAUCAACAAGAAGUUUGCCCGGACUAUUGGGAUCUCCGUGGAUCCCCGGAGACGGAACAAGUCCACCGAGUCCCUGCAGGCCAACGUGCAGAGGCUGAAGGAGUACCACUCCAAGCUCAUCCUCUUCCCGAGGAAGCCAGCCAUGCCCAAGAAGGGAGACAGCUCUCCAGAGGAACUCAAGAUGGCCACUCAGCUCACAGGACCUGUUAUGCCCAUCAAGAAUGUUUUCAAGCGGGAGAAGGCGCGUGUCAUCUCAGAAGAUGAGAAGAACUUCAAGGCCUUUGCCAGCCUUCGCAUGGCCCGGGCCAACGCCCGCCUCUUCGGCAUCCGCGCCAAGCGCGCCAAGGAAGCGGCAGAGCAGGACGUGGAGAAGAAGAAAUGAACUGUUCUCCCCAGAACUGUCAAUAAAAAGCCGUAGAGAGCC
Messenger RNA from Pseudopodoces humilis (Tibetan ground-tit), 796 nucleotides. RefSeq names its product ribosomal protein L13 (gene RPL13). Gene Ontology annotation, biological process: translation. The record is from RefSeq and is a predicted model, not a curated record. Gene Ontology annotation, molecular function: structural constituent of ribosome; RNA binding. Lineage: Eukaryota; Metazoa; Chordata; Aves; Passeriformes; Paridae. Gene Ontology annotation, cellular component: cytosolic large ribosomal subunit; ribosome.